UCAACAAGCUUGACGUUAUAGUAUAUUAAAAUUCUACCGUCACUGAAAACUACAGCUGGGUUGCUAUUAUUGCGUGAGACGUGGACGGUGACGGCCAAAAGGAUCUACCGGCUUAAAGUCGUGAAUAUUACCGUACUACGGUACGAGAAAUGGGCCCCAGAUGGUGAGAAGAAAAUAAGGCUAUUACAAGUAAAAAAACUAGCCUCGGCUUGAAACAGGAUCAGCGCAAAAUCAUGAAAUCCGUAUGUCCAUUAUGGACGCAAAAAUGCCGAGAAAGACAGAGAGAGACAAGAUAAAGACAAAUUAUGUAUGCAAGCUUUUCUACUAUAUGCAUGGAGAGAACAGUCACGCGGUGUGUGAAUCAUUUGGCCCGUGUCACAUAUAUCUGCUCUGUCAUUGCUUGUCGUUCACUGUUAUUUAGAGGAACCUUGAUAAGCAUUAAUAAUUAAUUAACGUAUGUAUAUUUUUAUGACUAAUUACUUAGUUACCAGGUUACAGUUUCUAGAGCUAUAAACAAUAUUUGCAAGAGUUCUAACCAAAUUUUAUAAUAUUCAUUAUAGACAUACCGUGCUUUUCACCUCAAAGGGUAUAAAGGUCGAACCACUUAACUUUAAUUUUAAAGACGAACUAUGUAAUCAUUUUUUAAUUAUGUACUCACAAUUUAUAUCAACACGAAGGUUUGUGCAGCAUGAAAACUUCGUCGCCAUUUCAUCUUUUGAACUGUUGACGUCACUCGCGGAAAACGUUCGCGUACACAUCAACACUUCGCGGAACCAUAUCCAGUCUGCCACGUUGUUAAUGGUUGGCUAUUUGAUUGUUAUUGUUAUGAUAGUGGUAUCGCGCCGUUGUCGCGUGCCUACCCUUAUCUCGGGUCGCAGGUCGCCGCUAUAAGAGUCGGGUGCGCAGGCGUCUUGUCACAUUUCGUUUUGCUUCGCACUAAAUGCGACGACGCAGUUUUUUACACACUCUCAAAAUCAAGUGAUUAUUUUUCCCUCCAAGAUGCCGUGGACGAGCACUAACAGAAUUUAUGCGAAACCCUCGAACACCAGCGGAGGUGAAGGUCCGCUGUAUAGUCAGAGCGGGAUGCAGCCCGCGCUGACGGCCGCAGCCGACAGUGGCGGCCGGUUCGAGUUCAGCGAUCACGGCUACGGCAAGAGCUCCGUGAAACUUCUCCACGUCCAUCGCGAUGGCGACUACCACACCAUCCGCGAGUUCGAAGUCUCCACGGAACUCAAGCUCUCCUCAGAAUCUGCUUACGUAAUUGGAGACAACAAAGAAGUCGUCGCCACUGACUCCCAGAAGAACACCGUGUACCUCCUUGCCAAAAAGCAUGGAGUUAAAACACCUGAAGAAUUUGGAGCAGUGGUUGUCAACCAUUUCUUGUAUACCUACAGGCAGAUUGCUGAGGCGAGGUGCCGCGUGGUCGAGUACCCAUGGGAGAGGCUCCAAGCAGGAGCGCCCCACAAUCACGCAUUCGUGUUUUCACCAACUGCAACUAGAUGGUGUUUAGUGUCACAAGCUCGACACGAAGCUGUGGUGGUGAAGUCCGGCCUAAGCGGUCUGCGAGUGUUGAAGACUACGCAAUCGGCGUUCGUAGACUUUGUGCAAGAUGAAUACACCACGCUAGCGGACGCCGCCGAAAGAAUUUUCAGUACGGUAGUGGAGGCAGAGUGGACAUACGACAGCAUGCGGUCAGCGGACUUCGACAACGCAUGGCUGACAGUCAAGGAUGCCAUUCUUGACAAGUUCGCUGGGCCACCAGACGUCGGCGUCUAUUCGCCGUCAGUUCAGCACACCCUGUAUCAAGCUGAGAAAACUGUGCUGGAGAAAGUAGCUGAGAUCUCAUGGAUCAAGAUGACGAUGCCAAACAAGCAUUACCUGAACAUCGACAUGUCCAAGUUCCCUGCCAACGUGACGAAGGGCGACCCCCGGCAUCACAUCUACCAGCCCAUAGACAAACCCGCGGGCCUCAUUUAUGCCCAGCUACGGCGCAAGCCGAAAAGCCACUUGUGACGUAACGUGGACGCGUAGCGGCGUAGAGCCCGCUACGAUGCAACCUUACCAAUACUGCCACGUCAGUUGUUUAACCCUUUUCCAGGCCGCACCAAUCUACAAGGUCAUCCCAAAAAAUCCAAAUAUAUACCAAUUAAUCCGGCUUUGAUGAUUCAUUUGAAGACAAGUAACAUUUCCUGAAAGUGUAAUCUAAUUUAAACCUUAAAUCGGAAUGCUAAAGUUGAAAUUAUAAUGGCGCGUAUGUGGUCGAUAAAUCGUACUAUGCCUGGUAAAGGGUUUACUGUUUUGCACUUGUUGCCUGUUUUGUCACACGGUUCCUACUUUUUAUAAGAAACUGAACUUGUUAAGGUGUGGCUUGGUCUACGUACCUAUAAUUUACGUAAUGUCUUAGCUGCAUUCGGGUUUGUCGAAUAUGUUGCGAAUUGUGGACGUUUGUUAUGCACCCUUUUAGUUACACAUGUAUUUAUUAAAACCAAACUUUAGAACGAUAUUUUAUGUGGGUCUGAAAAAAAAAUUAAGUCGUUUUAAAAAACGAAAAAUAAAAAAGGGUUUUUGAAAUCGUUAUAUAUCACUUUUUGUAUAUUGGUAUAUCUGUAUGAAUGUUAACUAAGUUAUAAGGAGAGGAAAAUUGAGGUUAAUUGGAGUUUGUAAAGUGCAUUUUACUUGCGAAUAUUGUAUUAAUGUUGUUGACAAUGUUGACUGUAAUUAGCUAAUUAGGUAUAUUCUAGUCUUAAGUUAUGUUUCUUUUCUCUCUUGUAUUGUUUGUUAAUCCCUGUAUGAAGUACAAAUAAAUAUUUUUUAAGCAUUUUAUAUAUUAUUUUCUGUAUUGAUAAAUAGUGAUCAAUAAUUUCGUUCCAUUUUCAUGUUAAAAAUCAAGUCAAAGAAAUAGAGGAAUAGGUAAAGCUAAUUUCAACUCAAAUUAUUAUUAUAUUACAUAACUGGUGACCAAAGAGCUGGCGGCUUCCUCGCACAGCGUAUCAGUAUUGCGAUACAACGAGGAAAUGCCGCCGGCAUCCUUGGUACAAUGCCUCAAGGGCCUAUUUUAGAUAUAAGGUAGUUAUAGUAAUCAUCUGUAUAUAUCCAAUAUUGUUAUUAUACUACCUAAUAUAAAUUUCAGUAAA
Molecule: messenger RNA, 3134 nt
Organism: Cydia pomonella (codling moth)
Lineage: Eukaryota; Metazoa; Arthropoda; Insecta; Lepidoptera; Tortricidae
Gene: Uro
Product: uricase
Exons: 5
Coding region: 1000-2013 (337 amino acids)
Biological process (GO): urate catabolic process; purine nucleobase catabolic process
Cellular component (GO): peroxisome
Molecular function (GO): urate oxidase activity
Source: RefSeq, a predicted model, not a curated record